AUGUCAAAUAAACGAAAAGAACCAUUUAAUGAUGAUAGUGAUAAAUUAAUUAUUCGACCAUUGGGUGCUGGACAAGAAGUUGGUCGAUCAUGCAUUUAUUUAGAAUUUAAAGGAAAAAAAAUUUUACUUGAUUUUGGUAUUCAUCCAGGAUUAUCUGGUCGUACUGCACUUCCAUUUAUUGAUAAUAUUGAUCCAGAAGAACUUGAUCUAUUACUUGUUAGUCAUUUUCAUCUUGAUCAUUGUGGUGCAUUACCUUGGUUUUUAAAUAAAACUAAUUUUAAAGGUCGUUGUUUUAUGACUCAUGCAACAAAAGCAAUCUAUAAAUGGCUUUUAUCAGACUGUAUUCGUGUUAGUAAUGUAAGUGCAGAAGAAAUGCUUUACACCGAAGCUGAAUUAAUAGCAAGUAUGCCACGUAUUGAAACAGUUAAUUUUCAUCAAGAAAUUGAAGUUAAUGGUAUUAAAUUUUGGUGUUAUCAUGCAGGUCAUGUUUUAGGUGCAGCUAUGUUUAUGAUUGAAAUAGCUGGUGUUAAAAUUUUAUAUACAGGAGAUUUUUCACGUCAAGAAGAUCGACAUUUAAUGGCAGCAGAAGUACCAAAUCUUCGACCAGAUGUACUUGUUACUGAAGCAACCUAUGGUGUUCAUGUUCAUGAACCACGUGAACAACGUGAAAAUCGUUUUACUCGUCUUGUUAAUGAUAUAGUUACACGUGGUGGUCGUUGUCUUAUACCUGUAUUUGCUCUUGGUCGUGCACAAGAACUUCUUCUUAUUCUCGAUGAAUAUUGGUCAUCACAUCCUGAACUUCAUGAAUAUCCAAUUUAUUAUGCAUCAUCUUUAGCAAAAAAAUGUAUGGCUGUAUAUCAGACAUAUAUUGAUGCAAUGAACGAUAAAAUUCGUAAACAAAGUGCUGUUUCUAAUCCAUUUAAAUUUAAACAUAUUGCUAGUCUUAAAACAAUCGAUGAUUUUGAUGAUAUUGGUCCUUGUGUUGUUUUGGCUAGUCCAGGAAUGAUGCAAAGUGGUUUAAGUAGAGAAUUGUUUGAAUGUUGGUGUACUGAUAAACGUAAUGGAGUUAUUAUUGCUGGUUAUUGUGUUGAAGGAACACUUGCAAAAAUGAUUUUAUCUGAACCAGAAGAAAUAACAACAAUGGGUGGACAAAAAUUACCAUUGAAAUGUUCUAUUGAUUAUAUAUCAUUUUCUGCUCAUACAGAUUGUAAUCAAACAACAGAUUUUAUUCGUGAACUUCGACCACCACAUGUGAUACUUGUUCAUGGGGAAAGUACUGAAAUGAAUCGAUUACGUUCACAUUUAAUAAGAAAAUUUGAAGAUGAUCCCGAAUGUAAAUUAUUAGUUUAUACACCGAAAAAUACUCAAUCAGUUGAGCUUCGUUUUCGUGGUGAAAAAACGGCUAAAGUUGUUGGACAAUUAGCAGCUGAAAAACCAGCUGAAGGAAAUAUUCUUAGUGGAAUAUUAGUACGAAGAAAUUUUAAAUUACAUAUGAUGGCACCAGAAGAUUUACAAAAUUAUACAACAUUAACACGAUCUACUGUUACACAACAUUUAGGAAUUCCAUUUACAGCUGCACCGAGAUCUUUGGUAUUAAAUUUAUCUCAAGUAGCUGGUGAACUUGAACAAGUUGGUGAUAAACAAAAGCCGGGUAUUCGAGUAUUUGGUGCAAUUAAUAUUUUUCUUGAAAAUAAAAUGCUUGUACUCGAAUGGGAAUCAAGUCCUGUUAAUGAUGUUUAUGCAGAUGCUGUUGUUACAGUUAUUCUUAAAACAGAAUCAGGCGAUUGUCCGGGAAAUACAGAUACACCGAUUCAAGUAAAUAAAAAACAUGUUCGAGAAUGUUUACAAGAAACAUUAAGCGAAAUGUAUGGUUCAACAAUGGUUACUUUGUCUGAAGAUCAACAACAAUUAUGUGUUACAAUUGAUGAUAAAAAAGCAGCAAUUGAUCUCGAAUCAUUUGAAGUUAAAUGUGAUGAUGAGGAAAUUCAUUCAACGAUUGAAAUAACUGUUAAACAUUUAAGUGCAUGUAUUCAACCAUUGAAAUUAACACCCGCAAUAACUUAG
This is a messenger RNA of Rotaria sordida, 2064 nucleotides long. NCBI's taxonomy places the organism in Eukaryota, Metazoa, Rotifera, Eurotatoria, Philodinida, Philodinidae. The record is from the annotation of a GenBank genome assembly.